Molecule: messenger RNA, 4554 nt
Organism: Drosophila ananassae
Lineage: Eukaryota; Metazoa; Arthropoda; Insecta; Diptera; Drosophilidae
Gene: crp
Exons: 3
Coding region: 725-2641 (638 amino acids)
Biological process (GO): regulation of transcription by RNA polymerase II
Cellular component (GO): nucleus
Molecular function (GO): protein dimerization activity; DNA-binding transcription factor activity, RNA polymerase II-specific; RNA polymerase II cis-regulatory region sequence-specific DNA binding
Source: RefSeq, a predicted model, not a curated record
AAAUAUUUUCAACAGCCCUACUGCUCACCGGUCACACUCUUUUUCGAGUCAAAACGCAACGGACGUGUCGCUUCGUGAACGGAUGAAUCGUACAGUGCGACCUUAUAUACAGCUAUAUAUGCCUAUGUACCAGCCGCGCGCCUGCAAGUGUUAGUGCGGUAAAUUCGAAAAAAAAAAACAACUGAAAAAAAUACACAGCGCACAUCGCCGGCAUAAUAAGUGUGGCGAGUAGUAGGAAUACGGAGUUGGAAAAUUCAAGAUUAGUGUGGAAGGAAACUGACGCGCUAAGUUUAUUUCGGCGCCGUGUCUCUUGUCUCUCUUCCCUGUUUCUGUUCGCGAUUGUGUGUGCGUUGGUGUGUGUGUGUGUGCGUGUGUGAUUGUGCAUGUGUAUGUAUGUGAGAGGGCAAACAAUUUGCCGCUAAAUACAAAAAGCAGCUGAAAAGCAAAGACCAGCUGACACAUCAGCGAUCGAAUUUGCCUGCUAGUUGGCUGGUUAGCUGGUGUGCGUAUUGAGCAAAAAAAAAUUGCUAUUAAUAAAUCGCCAAUGUUUGUGUAGCAGCACAGUCCCCCCAGCCCCUAGCCUGCAGUCCGCAAUUUGCAAUUCUCAGCUAGAAGCCAGAAGUCAGUAAACAACCACAACAACAACAACAAAGCGCACGUGGUUGGUUGAGAAGACAAGAUUUGGCCACGAUAAUAAUAGCCAAAUACAUAAACACGAUAAAACAUGUCCGCCGCACCGGUUACCGCCAUCAAAACGGAGGAAGUUAUUCUAGAAAACGCCGAAUACAACAGCGCCGAGGAAUUGGAUGAGGAGUUGCAAUUACAGCUAGAAGAUUCCGGAGGAGAGAACACCUACCACAUCGAGUACACCACCGAGCCGGCCCAUCAGAUCUCCAGCUCGCAGCGCCGCCAGUCCAGUAUGAGCGGCACCAACACCUCCAAGGGCGGAGGAGGAGGCGGUGGCGGUGGUGGAGGAGGGGGCGGGGUCAGUGACGGUGACUCCUCUGGCAAGCCCCUGGUCGAUAGCGAGAAGAGGAUGCGUCGGGAGAUCGCCAACAGCAACGAGCGUCGUCGCAUGCAGAGCAUAAAUGCCGGCUUCCAGAGCUUACGAUCCCUGCUCCCGAGGCACGAGGGCGAGAAGUUGAGCAAGGCUGCCAUCCUGCAACAGACCUUCCAGUACAUCGUGGAGCUGGAGAACCAGAAGACCCAGCUACUGACCCAGAACAGCGAGCUGAAGCGCCAGGUGGGAGAGCACGAAGCCGGCGGUGGAUCCGGCGAGGGUGGUGGCAACUCCGGCGGCAACUACAACGACUCGAAUGGGAACGGAGGCGGCGGCAAUGCGACGGCGGUGGCCAUCAAGAAGCGCAAACUGACCGACAACGUCAUCAACAUCCAGGCGAUUAGCGACAGUUCCGACGAGGGCCUUGGCUCCAUGUCCCCGGAACCGAUGACCCUCCUGACGGCCGGCGGAGCAGCGGCCACCAAGCUGAGCAGCGCCAGCAUUCUGGCGGCCAAGGAACUGAUCGAAAUGAAGAAACAGCUGGAGAAGGAGCGCAGCCUCCGGCGGCUGCUCGAGGACGAGUUGCAGAUGAUCAAGCGGCAGUUAUAUAGCGUCGCUACCGCACCGCCUGGAACGGCUGUGGCAGCGGCUGGUGGCGGCAACAGCGGCGGCUACAUUCCACGCGAAGUCAUCGAACACACCGACAACUUUGUGCGCAACGAGGACUUGGAGGAGCUGGGCGGCACCGUCUCCUAUGUGGAGAUCGAUGAGAUGACCGGACAACAGCAGGUGGUGGUGUGCUCCAGCAUUGAGGAACUGGAAGCGGACGCAGCUGCGGAAAUCAUAACCGAGGAUCAGGUGCACGAGGAGGUUAUAUUGUCGUCGAACAGCUCGACGGAGUCCGAGAACGAGGUGAACGUUAACGCCAUUGCCAAAGUAUAUGCCGAGGGAUCGGCCGCCAUGCUGCAGCCCAUCCUGCAGGCGGCCAUCAAGGCCACGCCAAAGGUGGAGGUGGAGCGCAUUCACGAGAAGAUCGUCAAGGUGAAGGCGGAGAAGCACGACCAACACGGUCAGGCGGCACAGGCCACCACCCACUAUCCGCAUCCGCAUCGCCAGAAUCUGGAGACUAUUGUUCAGGCCAUUCGCCAUUUGGAGGGGGAUCAUCUCUUCGCCGACGGCAGUGGCGGCAAUGCAUCCGAGAUAAAGUUCGGCCAUGGCGGCCAGCAGCACCAUCAGGUGACCGUGGCCAGUGCCGGACAUCAUCACCAACAACAGCAGCAGCACCAUCGCCUGGCGCAAGAUGCCCCCCUAGCGCUGACCACCACCGGCAAACAGAACGUGGCGCUGGCGGAGCUUAGACCCUUCCUCCAUCUCAAGAGCAGCGGCAACAAGCAGGUGAUCAUUACGGCCAAGACGGCGAAGGAUGGCGGCGGUCUAGGGACCUCCAGUAGCAGCACAACCGUAACUCCCACAGCGAUCUUCAAGGUGCAGAGCGGUUCGGCUGGGCAUGCGGCGGCGACAUCGGGCACCAUCAUCACCGGGACAAGUGCGAACGGAGCUCCCCAGCAGGUGACCAUCACCACAUCCCUCAAGCAGUGCCGGCCGGGCGUCAUAGUGGCCAAGCAGCUGCCGUCAUCCUGAUUCAAUGGCCCCAAGCUAUCGGGAGCAGGAGUAGGAGCUGGAUCGGGUCGUGGUGGGAUGGGAGCUGGUACUGGAGCAAGAGCUAGUAUUAAGGCCGCUCGCCAGUCACCAACAGCAACAGCAACAACAACAACAACCGCUAGAAAGGCAGCAGCAACUCACCAACAACAAUUUACUAAGCAAAGUCCAUUUGCGGCCUCCAGGCAACGUAACAGUAACAGUAACAGUAACAGUAGCGGCAACAGUAACAGUAGCAGUAACAUUAAACAUAAUGUAAGCACUAACAGUAACAGUAGGAGCCACAGUGGCAGCCACAGAAAUGUUAAAGAGACUGUUACCAAACAGAGGCAAAGGCAAAAAAAUGUAAAUUAGAAAAAAAACAGAACAAGAAUAUAAAAAAAAAAAACGAAAAAAAAAAAAAAUAUAUAUAUAUAAGAAGUAUAUAGCAAGCAGACCUAAAAAGAGAAUAUUUUGUAAUUUUUGAAGAUUUAAUUUAAAAAGAAAAGAGAAACCUAUUUCCAAGCUUCAAACGCCAACUACAAAGAACUACAACCAAUCACAACACAUAGCCACUGUAAUUAAAUGCAAACGAAAAAAUACACUUAACAUUUGUUCAUUUAUUUGUUAAGAAAUUAGAAUUAAUAGUAAGAGGAGAGAAACUGAGCAAUUGAUUACGACAAGCAACAGCAAAAGAAAUAUAUAUUUAUGAAUUCGAUGCUUCAUAACGAAAAAUACAAAAACUUGUAAAUCGAAAAUCAUUAUAUUAUCAUAUUUACCUAUUUGAAUUUUUUUAAUUUUUUGAAAUACUGGUAUUUUUGGUUUAAUAUUUGUUAGAAAAUUAUAGAUAUUUUGAGAUAGUUGAGUAUUUUUUGGUAGGAGGCGUCGAAAUACAAGAGAAUAACGAAUCGAAACCGAAACAACAAAACAGAGUACAAAAGAACAGAAAAACAAAACAAAAAAUAGACAUACAAUUUAUGAUUUUUCCCCUUUUAUUUGAUUUAUCUCAUGUGUAAUGCUAGAAGCCCAUUAAUAAGCACAGACUUACACGCAUGCCAGUUGCAAGAUGAUGUUGGUAGUUGCGGAAAUCGUGGAAGGCCAGGAUUAAGCGAUUCCUUCAAAAUAAGAAAUAAAUAAAAUAUAUAAAAAAAAAAGAAACAGAAAGAAAGAAAAAAAAAAAGAAAAAUACCAUGCUCGUGGCCAGCAUGUGUUGAACUCUAUAAAAACCAUCGCAUUAAUUUUUACCUUUUUUUUAAAUUAUUAUUUUUGUAUUUUUAAUUUUUACGUUUCUAGGCGUAUAUAUAUACAUAUACCUAUAUAUAUAUAUUCAUAUACUUUGAAUGGAACUUAUUGAGUUUUUGUUGAUAUAUUUGUGUAAAAAUUUAUAAGUCUAAUUAUGUAAGCGAGCGAAAGAAGUAGCGAGUGCAGUGCGUGGGUGGUAAAAAAAAAAAUUAAAUUCAAAUUAAAAUAAAAUUACAAAAAAAAAACAAUACUUUGAAAGAAAACGUAAAAAAAACCAACAAAUAAUUAAAACAAUCUAAAGGAAAAGAAACAAAAAAAAAAAACGCUAACGAAAAGAGAGAACUAAAAAAAUUGAAAAUCGUUUAUUAUAUAAACUACUAUACAAAUAUAUAUAUAUAUGAAUAUAAAUUAUAUACAAAUUAUGCAUACCUACCAUAACAUACAUAUAUAAAUAAUACAUGCAGAGUACAUACACACAUAAGUAACGGAACAUUACAUAAUAUUACUACUAAACUAAAAUAAACAAAUACUUUGCAUACAUAUUUAAUAUGCUUUAGUACAUAAGUACGACAAGUUCAGAGAGUUAAACUAAGAACUCCCCUCUCCUACCCCAAUAUUCCUAUCUCCUGUAAUCCUUUAAACCAACCAUCCCCGCCCCCGCCCCUUUGCGUAUA